AUGCUUUUCAUCAAAAUAAACAAUAACAAAGCCGCAUAUGAUGCAUUCGUAGCUUACAUAAAAACAGUGGAUCCGACUACUGAAGAGAGGAAGUACAGUGCUAAUGGCCUUGCGGCAGCAGCAUGCUUUCUUGGAAAACCACAUGAUUGUGAUUUCUGGAUUGAUAUAAAUUAUGACAGCAGAAGUAUUUCUUUUUUUUGUGCUGAUCUAGAUAAUGAAUCCUCAGAAAGUUGGGACACGAUUCUUAUUAGAGCAGAUGCAGUUGAUAAAUAUUUAAUUAAAGAUCAUGAAAAUAAGAAAACAAAAGAAUUGCUACUGACCCUUAAUUGUGAGUGUAAUGAAUUGAUAUGUUCAAGUGAAGUUGAAUUCACAAGAUUUAAAAGCAAGACAGUUAAAAUAGAGCUUUUCAAAUAUUUUGACAUCCAGCCUCAUCUUGAAAAGAUAUAUGGUAACAUGCUUUUGCCCAACAGCAGACUUCUGCAAAGAGUUGAAGACAGGAAAGUUUCUGGUUCUGUUUUAAUUGUGCAAAAUAGAUCUGAGCUGAAGGAUGUAAAUGAAGCAAGCUCAUAAGGCUAGGAAAAUUUCUCACUUAGUGGAAGUAAUACAGAAAAAUGGAUCUGAAUCAAAAGAUGAAGCGAAGCAAAGUGAGAAAAGCUCUCAAUUAUUUGAAUUGAUACAGAAGAGGGGUUCUGAGCUUAGCAUCAGAAUUCUGCAGAAAAAUAAGAAGAGGAAGAUAUCAGAUUCAACUGAACUGUUUGAGAGAAAUAUCUCUGAGGUUAGGAAGCUCUG
Stegodyphus dumicola is the source of this 789-nucleotide messenger RNA. RefSeq lists its product as uncharacterized. Gene Ontology annotation, cellular component: lateral element; condensed chromosome, centromeric region. Gene Ontology annotation, biological process: mitotic G1 phase; female meiotic nuclear division; male meiotic nuclear division. NCBI's taxonomy places the organism in Eukaryota, Metazoa, Arthropoda, Arachnida, Araneae, Eresidae. The record is from RefSeq and is a predicted model, not a curated record.